Molecule: messenger RNA, 1566 nt
Organism: Pestalotiopsis fici W106-1
Lineage: Eukaryota; Fungi; Ascomycota; Sordariomycetes; Amphisphaeriales; Sporocadaceae
Exons: 3
Coding region: 1-1566 (521 amino acids)
Biological process (GO): nitrite transport; nitrate transmembrane transport
Cellular component (GO): membrane
Molecular function (GO): nitrite transmembrane transporter activity; nitrate transmembrane transporter activity
Source: RefSeq, a predicted model, not a curated record
AUGAAGCUAUCUUACAUUUGGACCGCUCCUGAGGUCAAUCCCAUUAACCGCAAAGCCCGCUCCAUACCCUUUCUAAACCCUCUUAAUGUCUAUGGACGUGUUUUCUUCUUCUCGUGGUUUGGCUUCAUGGUUGCCUUCUGGGCAUGGUAUACAUUUCCACCACUGCUGUCACACACCAUCAAAUCAAAUCUUGGGCUUUCACCAGCUCAGGUAGCCAACUCAAAUAUUGUAUCAUUAUGUGCUACACUACUCAUUCGGUUCAUUGCUGGAUCUCUUUGUGAUCAGUUUGGGCCUCGUUGGGUAUUCGCCGGCCUGCUUCUCAUCGGCUCUAUUCCACUCGGCCUGGCACCCCUCGUUCAUGAUGCCACCGGCCUAUAUGUCAGUCGGUUCUUCAUGGGUAUUCUUGGAGGCGCUUUCGUCCCUUGCAUGGUCUGGUCGACUGGCUUCUUCGACAAGAAUGUCGUAGGUACUGCCAACGCAUUGACCGGCGGGUGGGGAAAUGCUGGUGGAGGUAUAACCUACUUUAUCAUGCCGGCUGUCUUUGAUUCUCUCAAGGGACGUGGAUAUACUGACGGUCAGGCUUGGCGUAUCACCUUUAUCGUUCCAUUGAUCAUUGUCAUUGCCACGGCGCUGGGUAUGAUCGUGUUCUGCCCGGAUACUCCGACCGGCAAGUGGUCCGAAAGACACCUCCACGCCAACGUCAACCUUAACGCCCACGGUGUCGAGACUCCUACUGAUGGAGCGCGGACUCCGACGGGUGGUGUUGUUGAUGUCCCUGGGGUCGUUACCGAUAAGGACGAUGCGAAUGGCUAUCCGGUCAGCGAGGAAAAGGACAGUAAGGCAGUACCUAAACAUGGCUCCAACUGGGACCAUGAGGCAGCCAUGACAAAGGAGGAGAUGCGUGUGACGGCCAAGGGUGAAGUUGUGGCUAAGCCAUCAUUCGCAGAAGGCAUGCGAGUACUUUGCUGCCUUCAGACUGCUUUCCACGUUGCAACCUACUUUUGCUCAUUCGGCGGCGAGUUGGCCAUCAACUCCAUCCUGGGCGCAUACUACCUCAAGAAUUUCCCCUCCCUUGGCCAAACCAAGGCGUCCAACUGGGCUGCCAUGUUUGGCUUUCUCAAUUUUGUCACUCGGCCCCUCGGCGGCAUGGUCAGCGACUUGAUCUUUCGGGCGACAGGUCACAGCCUCUGGGGCAAAAAGAUUUGGAUCAUGGUGUGCGGGUGUCUGACGGGUAUCCUCCUCAUCGUCAUUGGGCGGGUAGACCCACACGAUCAGUCGACCAUGUUUGGCCUCAUUGCCCUCAUGGCCGUGUUUCUCGAAGCGGGUAACGGAGCCAACUUUUCGCUCGUACCACAUGUUCACCCGCAUGCCAACGGCUUUGUCUCGGGCACCACGGGCGCGGGCGGCAACCUCGGCGGCGUCGUGUUUGCCAUCAUCUUUCGCUUCAUGGAGAAUGGCACGGAUUACGCCAGGGCCUUUUGGAUCAUUGGCAUCAUGAUGAUUGCUUUGAAUCUUGUAUUUUCAUGGGUCAAGCCUCUACCAGCGGGCCAGAUUGGGGGCCGUUGA